UAUUAUCAUAUUUAUCUUUUCUUAGAUGGCUUUGAUAUGUAUAGGCUUGGUUUUUUUUCUUCUUGUAGGGAUUGAUUCGAUUGCAAUGGACAUGAAGGAUAAGAAACUAACGGUCAUAGGAACCGUGGAUCCCGUAAAUAUAGUGAGCAAACUGCGCAAAUAUUGGGCAUCAACAAGUAUGAUCUCAGUUGGGCCAGCAGAAGAACCUAAGAAGAAAGAAGAGCCGAAGAAGGAGGAACCCAAGGCCGAGGAAGCAAAGAAAGAGGAACCCAAGGAGGAACCCAAGAAAGAAGAAGAGAAGAAAGAGGAAAAGAAAGGAGAAGAGAAGAAAGAGGAAAAGAAAGAAGAAGAGAAAAAGAAAGAAGCACCUCCACCAGACCCUGUUUUAGAGCUUGUUAAGGCUUACAAAGCAUAUAAUCUCCACCUCGCCGCACAUAAUCCAUUCCACACCUCAUAUUACUACGUCCAACCAAUGGAGGAGAAUCCAAAUGCUUGUGCUAUUUUAUAAUUAAUGGGCCACCAAAAACUGAGUGAAAAGAUUAAAUCUUUUCUUUGUUUGGUAAAGGAGGCAAACACCCAAGAUUGGUAGGAGCUCUUGUACACAAAGAUGGUGAUGCUUCAUUGGUAUGCUUAGAAAUUAAUAAUGUGUAGAAAUAAGUUUUGGAAUUUGUUUUGAACACUAUAUAGUAUCUAUAUUUUUGGCACGUAAUGCUUUUUUUUGGAAAGUGUUACCUAGCUAAACUUUUUUCUCUUUUUUACUUUCCCCGUAUGAAAAGCCUUUUAUUUUCAAGGGCCAUGCCUAUGAGGACGAUGCUGUGGGACAAGGCAGCUGAAAAGGAACAAAGUGAGAGCACACUCACGGGUUUGAGAUUGAGAUUGAGAUUGAGAGCUCUCUUUAAAAUGUGUCAAGUUGUUUUUUUUUCACAUCUCGUGUCUUUCUCUGUGUUUUAUGCUACUAUAUGAAAUAAAAAGUGAUGGUUCUCAUA
Quercus lobata is the source of this 986-nucleotide messenger RNA. RefSeq names its product heavy metal-associated isoprenylated plant protein 39-like. The coding region runs from base 26 to 508 and encodes 160 amino acids. The record is from RefSeq and is a predicted model, not a curated record. Lineage: Eukaryota; Viridiplantae; Streptophyta; Magnoliopsida; Fagales; Fagaceae. The transcript has a single exon.